This is a messenger RNA of Topomyia yanbarensis, 4251 nucleotides long. Its product is annotated as cytochrome P450 307a1-like. The transcript is spliced from 4 exons. NCBI's taxonomy places the organism in Eukaryota, Metazoa, Arthropoda, Insecta, Diptera, Culicidae. Gene Ontology annotation, molecular function: heme binding; monooxygenase activity; oxidoreductase activity, acting on paired donors, with incorporation or reduction of molecular oxygen. The record is from RefSeq and is a predicted model, not a curated record. Bases 2045 to 3511 code for a protein of 488 amino acids.
GGUUCAGCCACAUGAUUUCUCGGAAUGGUCUUCUCUACUGCGCCGAAUGGCUUAUGUGACCCGUUUCGUAGACAACCUGAGGCAAGCUAAGAUGAAAAAACCAAGGCAGAGUGGCCCUCUGACUCGCGACGAGCUAAGAAAGGCGGAAAAUUACCUGUUUCGUCUUGCACAGCGCAGUGCGUAUCCCGAUGAGAUAGCAGUCCUGAAUGAACCCUUAUCAACCACCCAGCAACGCAAGUUUAUAAAAAACAACAGUUCGCUACGCAAGAUGUGCGCCUUUCUUGACAAGGAUGGCAUUCUAAGGGCCCGCGGCCGAACCCAAGAAUGUAAAUUCACAGAUUACGACGCCGCUAAUCCGGUUAUUCUUCCACGGAAUCACCACAUCACUAGGCUUAUCGUGUCCAACGCACACAAGCAGUUUAACCACCAGAACCAUGAGACGAUCAUCAACGAGCUUCGCCAGCGAUUCCGCAGUCCACGUCUGAAGGUAACAUACCGUGCAAUUCGGAAGGAGUGUCAACAGUGUAAAAAUAACCAGGCUGCCCCGCAACCACCUGCGAUGGCCGAUCUACCACUCGCUCGCCUGGCUGCCUUUGCUCGACCAUUUACGUACAUGGGGAUAGAUUAUUUUGGCCCAAUGACGGUAUCCGUCGGACGACGCACAGAAAAACGUUGGGGGGUACUGGCAACAUGUCUUACCAUUCGCGCCGUACACUUAGAACUCGCUCACACACUGACGACAGAUUCCUGUAUCAUGGCUAUACGCAACAUCUUCGCUAGAAGGGGAGUUCCGGCAGUGAUCUACAGCGACCGUGGCACAAACUUCCAGGGCGCCAGUAAGGAGCUACAGCUAGCGCUACAGGAACUCGACGACGACCGGCUGAUGCGGGAGUUCACCACGGCUCGAACGGAAUGGACUUUCAAUCCGCCAGCCUCUCCUCACAUGGGAGGAGCAUGGGAACGUCUGGUUCAGUCCGUGAAACGGAACCUAACUGUGCUGCAAUCGAAUGCUACGCCAACUCACGAGGUGCUCCAGAACGCGUUGGUGGAAGUUGAGAACGUUCUCAACUCGCGGCCACUCACUAGCGUCCCGCUGGAAAACGACGAAUCUCCAGUGCUGACGCCCAAUCACUUUCUGCUGGGUACGCAAAACGGCUUACGACCGUGGGUGCCAUUCGACGACAGCUCUGCAGCUCUACGAAACAGCUGGCAACGUUCGCAGGCCAUGGCCAACCGAUUCUGGAAGUUGUGGGUUAGAGACUAUCUUCCAACGCUUACUCGGAAACCGAAGUGGCUCACAACAGCAAAACCCAUUGCAGUCGGCGACGUUGUCAUCAUCGUGGACCCAAAUCUACGGCGAAACUGCUGGCCGAAGGGUCGAGUUAUCUGCGUCAAACCUGGUGCAGAUGGACAAGUGAGAUGGGCGACGGUGCAGACGGCCAACGGAAUCUACGAGAGGCCUGCCGUUAAACUCGCUGUCCUGGACGUAGGCGUUGAGAUGAAUGCUUCAGGGAGACCCUUACUGCAUUCCGGGGGGAGUGUUAACAGCGCUACACAGUUAAGCGAGCCCCUCGGCGCCCAUGCAACAAAUCAACAACACUAACCGCGCCUUCCGCCUUCUCGGGGGAUUGGCACGAAUAAGGGUGACGUGAAAGACAGUCGAACAAGCGGAGGAAAUAGUUGUCAAGUCAUUUCGUGAAGAACAAUCGUAAAUUGUAUAACCUAAACUAUCACAGUUAGAAGCAUUUAAUAAUUUUCUAGUGUGUGAGGAUUAGUGAGCGGUAUCGAUUAUUUGCAAUUCUUAAUUUAGUCAAUUCUAUUUGUGAAAAGGUGAGCCUAUAUUCAAUUUAAGAGCUAAAACUAAACCUAAAACUUACAGCUACAGUACGGAUCAAGAUAGUACGGGGACAACCUAGUACGGAUCUAAGAGUACAAGUACCGCCUUGAAGCUCACGUUCGCGUAGAAAUCAGUACAGUGCUGAACUGAGUCGUUAGGCAAAAAGUGAACGUUAAAAGUGAUCUGGUGAAGCUGGCGAAGAAAGUGAUGGUUUUCGGACAAUGGUGGCCGGUGAUUUCUGUGGACGAUGAGAACAACAAUACCACCUACCCGGCAGUGAAAGUGCUGCAAAGAGCUCCCGGCCCGAAGAGUUUACCGAUUAUCGGCAACCUUAAAGAGCUGGAUGGGUACGAUGUACCGUAUCAAGCAUUCAGCGUGCUGGCCAAAAAGUUUGGUCCCGUUGUGAAUCUGAAAUUGGGGUACGUGGACGCGGUGGUAGUCAACGGAAUCGAAAAUAUCAAGGAAGUGUUGAUCCAUAAGGCACACCAUUUCGACAGCCGGCCGAACUUCCGUCGCUAUCAACUUUUGUUUUCUGGAAACAAGGAAAACUCUCUCGCUUUCUGUGACUGGUCUGAGACUCAGAAGGCUCGUCGGGACAUGCUCGUUCCUCACACAUUCCCAAGAAACUUCUCCGGUCGCUUCAACGAGCUAAACAAUUUUGUCAUCGAUGAAAUUCGUUGCGUGGUUGGUGAAAACUCAGUCGAUAGAGUAGUCGCCAUUAAACCGAUCAUCAUGAACAUCUGUGCCAAUGUUUUCUCGCAAUAUUUCGCUAGCUAUCGAUUCGACAUCGAAGAUCCAAAAUUUCAGAAGCUUGUGAAAAACUUCGACCUGAUCUUUUAUGAAGUAAAUCAAGGUUAUGCUGCUGACUUUCUUCCGUUCCUGCUCCCACUCCACCGGAGAAAUCUGAAACGCAUGGAUCAGAUGACUGAGGAAAUCCGCGAGAUCAUGUUGAGUUCUAUCAUCAACGAGCGUUAUAACAACUGGGUAGAAGGAAGCACCGAGAUCGAUUACGUUGACAGCCUCAUCAAUCAUGUCAGAACCAAAAUCGGACCGGAUAUGGAGUGGGAAACCGCUCUCUUCGCACUUGAGGACAUUAUUGGGGGUCAUUCUGCUGUUGCUAACUUUUUGGUUAAGACCUUCGGCUACAUUGUUCAACAUGCCGAAGUUCAACAGAAAAUCCAAGCUGAAGUGGACCGUGUUUUAGAGGAGCAAGGAAAACAUUGCGUCGAUUUAUCUGACCGCAAUCAGAUGCAAUACACCGAAGCAGUGAUCAUGGAAUCUCUUCGUCUGAUCGCUUCACCAAUCGUGCCGCAUGUUUCCAACCAGGACAGUAAAAUUGGAGGUUACGAUGUGGCAAAGGAUACGCUGAUCUUCCUCAACAAUUACGAUCUCAGCAUGUCCGACGAGCUAUGGGAAUCUCCGGAACAGUUCCUCCCCGAACGGUUCCUGCAGAAUGGCCGUCUGGUGAAACCGGACUUCUUCAUUCCCUUCGGAGCCGGACGCCGGUCAUGCAUGGGCUACAAAAUGACGCAGCUGAUCAGCUUCUCGAUGAUUGCCAACCUAUUGAGACAGUACACCAUCACACCGCUAGCUGGUCAUUCAUAUUUCGUUCCGGCGGGAUCGCUCGCGAUGCCAGAGAAAUCAUAUGAAUUUCAAAUCAGUCCUCGACAUUGAAAUCCUCAAACCCUUUUCCGCUGCCCCAAACACACACACACCUACCAAAUCAAUUCCUCAUUUGCCUAUUAGGAGAAUACUCGUUCAUCCACUCGAUUUGUAAUUUAAUUCCAUUGUUUUCCUUCUCCUACUCCUACACCAUUCCGUAUAUGCUAAUGCGUCCGCCAAAAACAGAACUGAGAACGCUGCAUAUGCGAUCCACGUGAUUCGUCGCAUCAUCGCUGUCCUCUGUCCUUAUCGAAUGCGUGGAGUUUAGUUAUUAAAAUAGGAGCACUUGAAUGUUUUUCUCUCCGUUGAGUAGGAGCUUAUUGUUAUAAAUGAAAUUGACAAAGUAUUCACUGUAUUAUUGUCGACCGUUUGCACUAAAUGCGCUGUGAUGUAUUACGCUGAGUCAGAUAAAACAAAACAGGAUAUGAGAGAAUGUGAGAAUGAGACAUAGAUUAAUGUAAGGAUUCUACUGUGACUUGUAGCUGUUAGCAUCUUUCAACUGAUAAAAUUACGUAUAGAUGAUAGAUAUUGUACUUUGUUGCGUCUAAUAUAACUAGUAUGGUAAAGAAGAAAAUAUUAGUGAAACUAACGGUAGUGUUUGCUAGCACAGUCAUGAUUGCUUCGUUAAGUAACCUGAACACUUUACUGAAAUUGAGCAAACUAAGUUAUUUUAAGGCACAAUACAUUGCUUUGGUUGAUGUGGAUGCUAGUUGUAUGAAAAUAUAAAAGUAUUUUUCAAAACAUUAAGUAAA